AUGUCUGUCUCACAUGAAGUCGUGUCUUACACCACUCGGGGUAAAUUUGCAAUCAUCACAUUGAAUAAACCUAGCAAGCUCAACGCCCUGACUCUGAGUGAAUUCUACGAUUUGGCAAAUCUCUUAAGAGAGAUCGACGAACGACAUGAAAUUGUCGUAACCAUUCUGACUGGUACGGGAAGGUUCUUCUCGGCCGGCGCAGAUGUCAGCAGGUCGCCGCCACUUUCAAAUCAAGACACACGUCGGCACUUGCUACAGACAUUCGUCGCUGGAAAUCUCUACUUGACGCGUGCAGCUGCCACACACUCGAAAAUCCUUGUUGCCGCACUCAAUGGUCCGGCCGUGGGAGGUGGUGCUGCAGUGGCUGCAUUUGCAGAUUUCAUUUACGCAACACCUGAAGCAUACCUAUUACUGCCUUUCGCAUCACUGGGUCUAGUUGCCGAAGUAGGCACGUCGAGAACGUUAGUCCAAAGAAUGGGUAUUUCAUUGGCGAACGAGGCUAUGCUCAUGGGAAGGAAGAUCUCUGCCGAAGAGCUGCUGAAAUGCGGAUUUCUCAGUCAGAUCAUAAAUGCAGGAGAUAAUGAUGGAGACUUCUUGGCAAUGGUGUUGAAAGAGCUCCAAGUACUGCUCGGUGAUCAUUUGAGCAGUGAAAGCAUGCUUGGUAUCAAAGUGCUUCUGCGUCAGCCGACACGGGACGCGAUUGAUUUGCAUAAUGUUGCUGAGGUAUUUGCAGGAUGGGGAAGACUGGCCUCUGGGGUGGUGGACAUCGAGUUCCAAAAGAUUCGAAGUGGGCAAAAGAGGCAUAAGUUGUGA
Molecule: messenger RNA, 813 nt
Organism: Exophiala bonariae
Lineage: Eukaryota; Fungi; Ascomycota; Eurotiomycetes; Chaetothyriales; Herpotrichiellaceae
Exons: 2
Coding region: 1-813 (270 amino acids)
Biological process (GO): fatty acid beta-oxidation
Cellular component (GO): peroxisomal matrix
Source: RefSeq, a predicted model, not a curated record